AGUUUUAUUAGAUUUAAGUAGUUCUCUUAUAGUUAAAAACAAAAGGUUACAAUGUUAGGAAAUACCAGGGGAUCAAAAAUAAGCGAGUUUCGCUUUGAUGUUAAAAAUUGAAAUGUUUCUGCAGGGUCGCGUUAUAAUUGUUUGGUUAUCUUGGCUUAUCGGAGGGGUCUGCGGCGUUGUUAUUCUGUUAAUUAUUAUAUGUUACUGCCGCCUAAUGCCGCGUCAUCAGAAAUCUUUCGAUGAGCAAUAUCUCAAAGAGCAUUACACAAUAAAAGAAGGGCACGGCUACUCGGGCCAGGACAGCUACCGGCUCAAGCACGCCGAGGUCCAAGUGCAGCGGCACGCGCGCCCGGCCAGCUACGCGGGCGACGCCGAGUGCCGGCGCUCGCGCGAGCCGCGCGCGCAGACGCACUGCUACGUCAACCGCGUGCCCGACGCGCCGCGCGACCACGCCGUGCAGUACGCGUCCAGCGGCAUGCUGGACGAGGUGGAGGGCGCCGCCAGCAUCGACGCGCUGAAGACUCGCUCGCUGCCCGCCUUCCUGCGCCCCAAGCCGCGCCCGCUGUCCACUGAGGACGACCUGCAUCAACUGUACGCGAAGGUGAACCUCAGCAAGAAGUACAAGAACCGCAUGCGCAGUGAGCACGCGGCGAUCAUCGCACUUAGCAAAUCGCAAAGUCAGUUCUUCGACGCCGAUGCUGUCAUCGUGUACGACCAGCGCACUGCUCUAUAAAUAUGGAGGAGAAAAAGAUAAGGCGAAGAAACACUUUUUUAUACACUAAUUAACAAAGAAUACAGACAAGACAUGUAAAACUAAAAGCAAAGCACGAAAUUA
Pararge aegeria (speckled wood butterfly) is the source of this 835-nucleotide messenger RNA. RefSeq lists its product as uncharacterized. The transcript is spliced from 5 exons. Bases 98 to 733 code for a protein of 211 amino acids. The record is from RefSeq and is a predicted model, not a curated record. NCBI's taxonomy places the organism in Eukaryota, Metazoa, Arthropoda, Insecta, Lepidoptera, Nymphalidae.